Molecule: messenger RNA, 1338 nt
Organism: Trametes versicolor FP-101664 SS1
Lineage: Eukaryota; Fungi; Basidiomycota; Agaricomycetes; Polyporales; Polyporaceae
Exons: 6
Coding region: 1-1338 (445 amino acids)
Molecular function (GO): protein binding
Source: RefSeq, a predicted model, not a curated record
AUGGUCUCCGCCGACAACCUCAACUUCGACUGCCUUGAACUCAUAUUCGCGUAUCUUUCUGGGAAUGACUUAGUGUCUGUCUCGCUGGUCAGCCGGUCGUUCCUUGCUGCUGCGAUCCCGCGAGUGUACAAGACAUUAACCUUCGGCUUGAAUCAAGCGAAGCGUUAUCCAUCGAUUGUAUCUCCGUUUGCUGCGGUUAUAGGACACUCGAAUUUGGCAUCGCACGUCAGGCACAUUGACAUACGUGCAAUACCGACCGUGAAGUUCUCCCCUCAACCCAAAUUUCUUGACGACUGCGCUCGUACCCUGGCACUAUGCAAGAACCUCGGCUCCUUCACAUGCACGUUAGACAUGAUGCCCUCGUUUCUACCCGCCUUGCAAAACAAAGAGGGCUUAGAGUGCCUACGCUUCAACGGGAACCUCACCGCCGAUCAGUCAGAAGAGCUCGUAAAGCUCUCGGGGCUGCGUGAGCUCACCAUCGACAGCUGCUCCUGGAACGUCGUGGACGUAUUUCCUAGGUGGAUGGAUGUCUUGCGCCCAACCCUCAUGUCCCUCACUCUCAAUUCGAUACAUACUCUCAGCAUGGAGAUGCUGGACAUCAUUUUGCCGAGCUUACCGCAUUUGACGCGUCUCCAUGUAAUAAACUGCACCAAAGUCGAUCACACGGCAAUGCUACGGGUGAUAUCUCAUACCCCCAAUCUUGAGAGUUUGGCGUUUACGAGCUAUGAAUCAUCUCGUCCACUUCCCCCGGUGAUAUCGCCCUUGCCACGCCUUCGCCAUCUUGCGCUAGAUACCCAAUACGCACCCACACCUGCGAAUAACACGCCCGCCUUCUGGACGACCAUGAUCGACUUCACGCGUACUUGGUCCUGCCCGCUCAAGUCGCUCACGCUGCGGCUGUCGGAUAGAGUCAGUCUGGGCGAUACGUUCGUCACCAACAUCAUAGACUCGCACCACGCCACGCUCAACCACCUCGCGAUCCUCAAUUGUACACUGUCGAAGGAGAGCGUGGAGAGAAUCUGUAUACAAUGCACGGAGCUGGAGCGGUUCGCGCUCAGCAUCCCCGCGAAGGACUCGUACGCCUUCGCCGUGGCCGCCGCACAUGCGAAGCGCCUACACACAGUGACCGAAGUCGGAGACCUGCACUCUUCGCACAGCCCUCGCCCGCCGCUCACUCGGCUGGACAUCCGCACGAUUAUGACUCACCAGCCAAGCAUCGAGCGGAUCGUCGCGGACGGACGUAUCUGGACGGUGCGUGCCGUAUACUCCCAAAUGCCGUGUCACGAACUUAACGUCAGUGACGUCUCCGUAGGCGACGCGCCUUCCGCAGUUCCGUGA